Messenger RNA from Blastocystis hominis, 2037 nucleotides. RefSeq lists its product as hypothetical. The record is from RefSeq and is a predicted model, not a curated record. The transcript has 9 exons. The coding region runs from base 1 to 1962 and encodes 653 amino acids. Lineage: Eukaryota; Bigyra; Opalinata; Blastocystidae.
AUGGACCAGCUGAUCAAAAAGAUCGAAGUUCUCUUAUCUCAGCUCAAGCCCAUUCUUCCAGACGACCAAAUUCAAACAAUUUUCUCUCGGAUUCUCUCGGAAUUAUCUUUGUUUUUCGUUUCUCGGUUCGAAACUGUGGAUCCACAAAGCAUUUCGCUUGCAGGGCGAGAGAGAAUUAUUGGCGAUAUUGGAUGUCUUUUGAGCGUAUUUCGGGGAAUACCGGGAAUUGUGGAGCGUGGAUUAACCCUUGAAAAUGCAUUUCGCGAUCGCUAUGCGAUAAAGCAAAAAGAAGAGGAAGAAGAAGAGGGAAAGUCGUAUAAUGUUUAUGGACUGCAAACUCUUAAGGGAGGCGAGUUUCUCCUGGAUGGCUACAUUACUCUUGGUGAGCAAAAGGAGAUCACUUUCGGUGGCUCCAAAUACACUCUCCAAUGCUUUGAAGGGGAUCACGAAGACGAAUAUCUUUUGAAGAAAGAUCAGAAAGUCUGCUUAUUCCAGAAUGGAGUACUCAAGAUGAUAUAUGAAGAAGAAGCGGACGGAGCUCAGAUCGGAGAGUUCACGAGGUUUGAGAAUGGUUGUGUUUCCUUUGUCCAGUCAUUUGAUGACAUAUUGGAUAACCGCAAUUUCAACCGGAUAGUAAACCAUGUGAACGGGAAACGGAUGGAAAUCUAUUCUCAUGACAGUGACAAAUUGAUGUAUCAUGGAGAAUUCAAUGAGAGACGUGAGAGAGAAGGAUGGGGUAUCCAAUACGAUGAGACAUCGGGAAGAAUGUUGUUGGAAGGAGUAUGGAAGGGAAACAAAUUGGUGGAGAUCAUCCGUAAAAUCGAAGGGACCAUUAUGAUCGAGUUUAAACGAAAUGGAGAUAACACAACCGCCUCUAAUCGAGUUCCCCUUUAUGUGGGUGAAUUCAUUUAUGAUGAAUCGAAAGAAUUGUUUAUUCGAAAUGGUCGAGGAUACUGGAUCGAUGAAGAAACUCGGAUUGCUACUCGCGAAGUGGAAUGGAAAGAUGGAGUGGAAGUGAGUGGAAGAGAUCUGUAUGAUGGAUGGUACACUCGAUCCACAACUCCAAAACCCAAACCCAAACCCAAACCCAAACCCGCUCCGAUGCCUGCUCCUGCUCCUGCUCCUGCUCCUGCUCCAAAACGCGAAGAAUCUGCUCCUCUUCGAUUCAGCGUCACUGGAUCUACAAAAUGGACCGAUGUGAGUUUGCAAGUGACCGAUUUGAAGAUUUCAUCGAAUUGCUGUAACGAUUUGAAUGCAUUGGAUCUGAAUCGAUUCGAGUGGCUACGAUCUAUCGAAAUCGGCAAUGAAUGCUUUGGAUCAGUGCAAACAUUCAAAAUCGAUGGAUUGAAUCGAUUGAAAACUAUCAAAAUCGGAAACAAUUCAUUCACUCAGAGAAAGAAUGAUGAAGAGGAAAAUGAAAAUGAAAAUGGCGAUAGUGAAUCGAAAUCAUUCCACAUAUUGAAUUGUGGAUCAUUGGAAUCCAUUCAAAUUGGUGAAUACAGUUUCAGUGAUUUUGCUGGAGACUUUGAAUUGAGCAAUCUACCACAAUUACAAUCCAUUCAAAUUGGGACAAUUGGAAAUGAUUCAAGCAAUUUCUUGUAUAGUUCAUUUGAGAUUCGAGAUCUUCCAAAUCUACAAUCCAUUACAUUAGGUGAUUUUGCAUUCGCUGGUUCCCUAUCGACAAUAAUUGAAAAUCUUCCAUCAUUACAAUCCAUUCGACUCGGUUGGUGUGUACUUCAUGGAAUAAAUGUUGAUUCAUGCUCAUUGACACUUCGAAAUCUUCCAAAUCUAACAUUAAUAACUUCUGUAAAAUGGAGUUUCCAAUAUCCUCGUGUAGUGAAAUUGGAAAAUAUUCCAAAUCUUCAAAAUGUCAAGCUACCUUAUUCAUUCCAGAAAGUUCGAUCGAAAUCAAUUUCGAAUGUUUCCUCCAUUCUCGCUGAUCUUGUCGAAAUCGAUGAGUAAUUCCAGCAUUGGAUCUACACAAAUCACUCCAUUCCAUUCCAAUCCAUUCAAUGAUCAUUGUAUAUUCAAUGCUUA